ACUCGCACGAUCUUCCGUUCCGCUUGACGUUCGUUCCGGGGAUCCACGAGACAGACGCGAGCCGAGUCAUGAGCGCCGAUAACUGGCGUCCUGACGCUCUCCUGCCGUUACGAAACCUCUGUAACUCCGUGAAAUGCAGCAGGGAUCGAGUGAGAGAUGGAGAGUCGAAUGAAAGCAGCGGAUCUUUCAGUUUGUCAAACUUCUGGGAGAUCAUGAAUGAAGCUGUUAAAUCAGUGUCUCAAGAAGCAACAAAACUCAGCGUGAUGUUCUCGAAGCCGCCGCUGCCUUCUGAAGAGGGUUGCGUGAAAAUAGCCGAAUCUGUUCAGAAGAGCGUGCUGACGUUGACUACAGUUUAUUUUUGGCUACCGAAGAGCCAAGGGAUCUCUCUGAGGAAGACGGUCCGAGACGCCACGACCGGGGUUCUGGACGGCCUCGCUCAGCUGCUGGAGGUCGUUCUCUCCUCUCCCGGGGAAAGUCUCUCUCAGGAGCAGCUGAUGUCCACCGGAGGCGUCUGGGCCGCGUGCGACCGCUUCAACCAGCUGCCCAGAGAUAACCGCGGCGCCGUGUUGGGAGUCCUGGCCUCGUGUGUUGGCUUGGUGAAAGACGCCUCGGAGGAGAUGGAGCAGGCUCUGUCCGAGGCUCAGGACCCGUUCAGGGAGGUGCUGGACGACGAGGAGGACGAGGAGGAUGAAGGCGCUCGAGGUGAUCGGGACACGGACUGGACCGAGUCGGACCGGCAGCUGAUCGCUCGGUGUCAGGGUCUGAUGAAGGCGUCCGGAGCCAGUCUGCGCAAACUCUCCACGGCCGUCAGAAACAACGGCACACCGGACCGAGAAGAGAACGUCUCUCAGCUGGACGACCUGGCAGACGCCGCUCGAGACGUCAGUCCCUGUGUUGAUGACCUCGCCCUCAGUCUCUACCCCCCCGUGGAACGCUCGGCUGUCAAGAUCAACGUGUGUAAGCUGGCGUGUGUCUUGAAGAAAGUUCUGGAGAUCACCAGGUCCAGUCAUGUCUGUGCGGAGGCCGAUGUGUCGUGGGUAGAGUUUCUGAACGGAGCUGUCGAACACAACCUGGAGAAGAUCCGGUCCCUGCUCGACUAAACCAGGAUCAACCAGGAUCAACCAGGUCCAGUGCUUCCUCCUCCUCUUACAGAUGGGUUUCAGCAGAACCUUCCCCAGAUCUUUCUGAACGAUGCUGUAUUAUAAGAUGCUUGGCCUCAUAUAAGGACUUCAUAUUUAGUAGUGCUGUUAAACAAUUAAUCUCAUAGGGAAUAAAAG
Molecule: messenger RNA, 1277 nt
Organism: Puntigrus tetrazona (Sumatra barb)
Lineage: Eukaryota; Metazoa; Chordata; Actinopteri; Cypriniformes; Cyprinidae
Gene: ccndbp1
Product: cyclin D-type binding-protein 1
Exons: 11
Coding region: 69-1100 (343 amino acids)
Biological process (GO): regulation of cell cycle
Cellular component (GO): nucleus
Source: RefSeq, a predicted model, not a curated record